AGCAGGAGGAGGAGGAGGAGGAGGAUUAAAGAUGGCCACCAACAGCUGCGGGAAACGGCAACAACCCCUCACUUUCUGGGAUGGUCCCUGCGGGUUGGCCCGGCCUUGAUGGAGAGGAGAGGCCCGAGGAGCGCCGAGGCUGAGGCGGCGGCGGCGGGGACCCCGCGAGAAGGAAGACGCGGCGGAGCAGGGACCAAGGCAGGAGAAGGGAAAGGCGGCAGCGUCGCUGCCCCGACCGCCUAGCGCCGCUACCCGCCGGGGCGGACCGUACCCGCACCUCGCGGCCCCAGAAUCGAGUCGGCCCGCAGCCCCGCUCCCCGCAGCGGGGCUCCCGGGCCCCGCCGCGGACGCCGCGUCUGCAGCCCUCUCCCCGUCGCCUGCGCGCCGCCGGCGCCCGCCGCGGUCCCGCUCCGGGGCCAGGCCGGCCCGCCGGCGCCCUCCCGCCGGCCCUCCGGUGUAGGUGUUCUCUACAUCUGCUUCAGGAAGAAAGUGCCUGCCAUUCUUAUUUCUCCGUGGGUUCAUGCCAGCCCAGAACAGAGAAUCAGAAUUAGAAGUGUUUAUCACCAACCAGCCAAGAUGAACAUGGUGAAGAGGAUCAUGGGGAGGCCGAGGCAGGAGGAGUGCAGCCCGCAGGACAAUGCCUUGGGACUGAUGCACCUCCGCCGUCUCUUCACUGAGCUGUGCCAUCCUCCCCGGCACAUGACUCAGAAGGAACAAGAAGAGAAAUUAUACAUGAUGCUGCCAGUGUUUAACAGGGUUUUUGGAAAUGCUCCGCCAAAUACAAUGACAGAAAAGUUUUCUGAUCUUCUGCAGUUCACAACACAGGUCUCACGACUAAUGGUGACAGAAAUUCGAAGGAGAGCAUCAAACAAAUCCACAGAAAAACAGUGUACCCUGCCGCCCUCCAGGGAUUUCAGAGCCACAACACCUUCAGAGGCUGCAAGUCGGGCCAUAGUCCAGUUCCUGGAGAUCAAUCAGAGUGAAGAAGCCAGUAGAGGCUGGAUGCUUCUGACAACUAUUAAUUUGUUGGCAUCCUCUGGUCAGAAAACUGUGGACUGCAUGACAACGAUGUCAGUGCCUUCCACCCUGGUUAAAUGUUUAUAUCUGUUUUUUGACCUUCCACAUGUGCCUGAGGCAGUUGGAGGUGCACAGAAUGAGCUACCUCUAGCAGAACGUCGAGGACUACUCCAGAAAGUUUUUGUACAGAUCUUAGUGAAACUCUGCAGCUUUGUUUCUCCAGCGGAGGAGCUGGCUCAGAAAGAUGAUCUCCAGCUUUUAUUCAGUGCAAUAACCUCUUGGUGCCCUCCCUAUAAUUUGCCUUGGAGGAAGAGUGCUGGAGAAGUCCUUAUGACCAUAUCCCGCCAUGGUCUUAGUGUCAAUGUAGUCAAGUAUAUUCAUGAAAAAGAAUGUUUAUCUACUUGUGUUCAGAAUAUGCAGCAAUCAGAUGACCUAUCUCCCCUAGAAAUUGUCGAAAUGUUUGCUGGGCUUUCUUGUUUUCUCAAAGACUCCAGUGAUGUUUCUCAAACACUUUUGGAUGAUUUUCGGAUAUGGCAAGGAUAUAAUUUUCUUUGUGAUCUCUUGCUUAGAUUGGAACAAGCAAAAGAGGCAGAAUCCAAAGAUGCCUUGAAAGAUCUGGUUAAUCUGAUAACUUCCCUAACAACAUAUGGUGUUAGUGAACUCAAACCAGCUGGUAUUACCACAGGAGCACCCUUUUUAUUGCCUGGAUUUGCAGUACCUCAGCCUGCAGGCAAAGGUCACAGUGUGAGAAACAUCCAGGCCUUUGCAGUUCUUCAGAAUGCAUUUUUAAAAGCAAAAACCAACUUCCUUGCCCAAAUCAUCCUUGAUGCCAUCACAAAUAUUUACAUGGCUGACAGUGCCAAUUAUUUCAUCUUAGAGUCACAGCACACACUGUCACAGUUUGCAGAGAAGAUUUCUAAACUCCCAGAAGUACAAAACAAAUACUUUGAGAUGCUGGAGUUUGUCGUUUUUAGCUUAAAUUAUAUUCCGUGUAAAGAACUUAUUAGUGUUAGUAUCCUCUUAAAAUCUAGUUCUUCUUACCAUUGUAGCAUUAUUGCAAUGAAAACUCUACUUAAGUUUACAAGACAUGACUACAUAUUUAAAGAUGUGUUCAGGGAGGUGGGCCUUCUGGAGGUCAUGGUAAACCUUUUGCAUAAAUAUGCUGCCCUCUUGAAGGAUCCAACCCAGGCACCAGAUGAACAAGGGGACUCAAGAAAUAAUAGUUCCGUUGAAGACCAAAAACACCUGGCUCUGUUAGUUAUGGAGACUUUGACAGUGCUUCUUCAAGGCUCAAACACAAAUGCAGGAAUUUUCCGAGAGUUUGGGGGAGCAAGAUGUGCGCACAAUAUAGUAAAGUAUCCUCAAUGCCGGCAGCAUGCCUUGAUGACUAUCCAGCAGCUGGUGCUCUCUCCAAAUGGGGAUGAUGACAUGGGGACUCUCCUGGGGUUAAUGCAUUCAGCCCCACCCACAGAACUGCAGUUAAAGACUGACAUUUUAAGGGCCCUCCUUUCAGUCCUUCGAGAAAGCCAUCGUUCGAGAACAGUUUUUAGGAAAGUUGGAGGAUUUGUGUACAUUACAUCCUUGCUUGUUGCUAUGGAAAGAUCUUUGAGCUCUCCCCCAAAGAAUGGCUGGGAGAAAGUGAACCAGAAUCAAGUGUUUGAACUUCUCCACACGGUGUUCUGCACAUUGACUGCGGCAAUGCGCUAUGAGCCAGCCAACUCUCAUUUCUUCAAAACAGAGAUUCAGUAUGAGAAGUUGGCAGAUGCUGUUCGAUUUCUUGGCUGCUUCUCAGACCUAAGAAAAAUAAGCGCCAUGAAUGUCUUCCCCUCAAACACACAGCCAUUUCAAAGACUGCUAGAGGAAGACGCGGUCUCAGUGGACUCAGUGUCACCCACUUUACGGCACUGCAGUAAACUCUUUAUUUACCUCUACAAAGUAGCCACAGAUUCUUUUGACAGUCGUGCAGAACAGAUUCCUCCUUGCCUGACAAGUGAGUCUUCUCUCCCCUCUCCUUGGGGGACACCAGCUUUGUCAAGGAAAAGGCAUGCAUAUCAUUCUGUUUCAACUCCCCCUGUCUGCCCUGCAAAAAAUGUUGCUGACCUGAAACUGCAUGUGGCGGCAUCCUCUCUCCAGAGCUCCGACGCUGUCAUCAUCCAUCCUGGAGCCAUGCUUGCCAUGCUGGACCUCCUGGCCUCCGUUGGGUCAGUGACACAGCCAGAACAUGCUUUGGACCUUCAACUUGCUGUGGCAAAUAUUUUACAAUCCCUGGUGCACACAGAAAGAAACCAGCAAGUCAUGUGUGAAGCUGGUCUUCAUGCACGACUGCUGCAGAGGUGCAGUGCUGCCCUGGCUGACGAGGACCAUUCUCUGCACCCACCCCUGCAGCGCAUGUUUGAACGCUUAGCCUCCCAGGCCCUGGAGCCCAUGGUGCUGAGAGAGUUUUUACGUUUGGCAAGUCCUUUGAAUUGUGGUGCCUGGGACAAAAAACUGCUAAAGCAAUAUAGGGUCCAUAAACCAAGUUCAUUGUGUUACGAGCCAGAGAUGAGAAACAGUAUGAUCACUUCCAUGGAAGGUCUGGGUUCUGACAGUGUUUUCAGCUUACCUGAAGAUAACCAUUACCGGAUAAGCAAGAGCCUGGUAAAAUCUGCAGAAGGUAGCACUGUACCCUUGACCAGGGUGAAGUGUCUGGUCUCCAUGACAACCCCACAUGACAUCAGACUUCAUGGGUCAUCUGUUACGCCAGCAUUUGUUGAAUUUGACACAUCCCUUGAAGGGUUUGGCUGCCUGUUUCUGCCUAGUUUGGCUCCUCAUAAUGCCCCUACAAAUAAUGCUGUCACAACAUGUCUUAAUGAUGGGGCUGUGGUCAGCGGCAUUGGUUCUGGUGAAAGGUUCUUCCCUCCUCCGUCUGGCUUAAGCUACUCUAGCUGGUUUUGUAUUGAACAUUUCAGUUCUCCUCCUAAUAACCACCCCGUCAGACUCCUUACUAUUGUUCGCCGAGCAAAUUCUUCUGAACAGCAUUACGUGUGCCUUGCCAUAGUUCUGUCAGCAAAAGACCGAUCUCUGAUUGUUUCCACUAAAGAGGAACUACUCCAAAAUUAUGUUGAUGAUUUUAGUGAAGAAUCCUCUUUUUAUGAGAUUUUGCCGUGCUGUGCCCGCUUUCGAUGUGGAGAGCUUAUAGUUGAGGGACAGUGGCAUCAUUUGGUUUUGGUGAUGAGCAAAGGCAUGCUGAAAAACAGUACUGCAGCCCUCUAUAUAGAUGGACAGCUUGUUAACACUGUAAAGCUUCAUUAUGUUCACAGUACUCCUGGGGGUUCAGGCUCUGUGAAUCCCCCAGUGGUGAGCACAGUCUACGCCUACAUCGGCACUCCACCUGCACAACGCCAGAUCGCUUCAUUGGUUUGGCGCCUGGGACCUACACAUUUUCUAGAAGAAGUUUUACCUCCUUCAAAUAUUACUACCAUUUAUGAACUCGGACCAAAUUAUGUUGGAAGCUUUCAGGCUGUGUGCAUGCCAUGUAAAGAUGCAAAAUCCGAAGGUGUUGUCCCUUCUCCUGUGUCAUUAGUUCCAGAAGAAAAGGUGUCCUUUGGUCUGUAUGCACUCUCUGUGUCCUCCUUGACAGUGGCGAGAAUCCGGAAAGUAUAUAACAAGUUGGAUAGCAAAGCCAUUGCCAAACAGUUAGGCAUUUCCUCCCAUGAGAAUGCCACUCCUGUGAAGUUGAUACACAAUUCAGCAGGACAUCUUAAUGGACCUGCACGGACCAUUGGAGCUACUCUGAUUGGAUAUUUGGGAGUAAGAACAUUUGUCCCUAAGCCUGUUGCCACUACUUUGCAGUACAUUGGUGGAGCUGCAGCCAUCCUGGGCCUAGUGGCCAUGGCCUCUGAUGUGGAAGGGUUAUAUGCAGCAGUCAAGGCCCUGGUUUGUGUGGUCAAGAGUAACCCACUGGCCAGCAAAGAAAUGGAAAGAAUCAAGGGCUACCAGUUGCUGGCAAUGCUGCUUAAGAAGAAACGCUCCCUUCUUAACAGCCACAUCCUCCAUCUAACUUUCUCCUUGGUGGGAACUGUUGAUAGUGGACAUGAAACCUCCAUUAUUCCCAAUUCAACUGCUUUCCAGGAUCUGCUUUGUGAUUUUGAAGUGUGGCUCCAUGCACCAUAUGAACUUCAUCUUUCCUUAUUUGAACACUUUAUUGAACUGCUCACUGAGUCCAGUGAAGCUUCUAAGAAUGCCAAAUUAAUGAGGGAAUUCCAGUUAAUCCCAAAGCUGCUACUGACCCUUCGAGAUAUGUCUUUAUCCCAACCUACCAUUGCUGCUAUUAGUAAUGUGCUAAGCUUCUUGCUACAAGGUUUUCCCAACAGCAAUGAUCUGCUCAGGUUUGGCCAGUUUAUUUCUUCUACUUUGCCAACCUUUGCAGUUUGUGAGAAAUUUGUAGUUAUGGAAAUAAAUAAUGAAGAGAAACUUGACAUGGGAACUGAGGAAGAGUUUGGAGGUCUUGUAUCUGCUAAUCUCAUACUUUUGAGGAACAGACUUCUAGAUAUCUUGCUGAAACUAGUUUAUACAUCUAAAGAAAAAACAAGCAUUAACUUUCAAGCUUGUGAAGAACUGGUCAAGACACUGGGUUUUGACUGGAUUAUGAUGUUUAUGGAAGAACACUUGCAUUCCACUACAGUGACGGCAGCCAUGAGAAUUCUUGUUGUCCUGCUGAGUAAUCAGUCUAUUCUCAUCAAGUUUAAAGAAGGACUCAGUGGUGGAGGAUGGCUUGAACAGACAGAUUCUGUCUUAACCAAUAAGAUUGGAACUGUAUUAGGAUUCAAUGUGGGCAGGAGUGCCGGUGGGAGAUCAACAGUCAGGGAGAUUAACCGGGAUGCUUGUCAUUUUCCUGGUUUUCCAGUUCUUCAGUCCUUCCUUCCUAAACAUACUAAUGUCCCUGCCCUCUAUUUUCUCCUCAUGGCAUUGUUUCUGCAGCAGCCAGUUAGUGAGCUGCCUGAGAACCUGCAGGUCAGUGUGCCUGUCAUCAGCGGCCGAUAUAAGCAGGGUGGCCAGUUUGAUUUGGAUUCUAUCUGGACGUUUAUUUUUGGAGUUCCUGCCUCCAGUGGAACUGUGGUUUCUUCUAUCCACAAUGUAUGUACAGAAGCUGCUUUUUUAUUGUUGGGAAUGCUCCGCAGCAUGCUGAAUUCACCUUGGCAAUCAGAAGAAGAGGGGUCCUGGCUCCGGGAAUAUCCAGUGACCCUGAUGCAGUUCUUUAGAUAUUUAUAUCACAACGUUCCAGACCUUGCCUCCAUGUGGAUGAGCCCCGAUUUCCUGUGUGCCUUAGCAGCAACUGUCUUCCCCUUCAAUAUUCGCCCUUACUCAGAGAUGGUGACGGAUCUUGAUGAUGAAGUUGGAUCUCCAGCUGAAGAAUUUAAAGCCUUUGCUGCAGACACAGGGAUGAACAGGAGCCAAUCAGAAUACUGCAAUGUGGGCACCAAGACAUAUCUGACCAAUCACCCAGCUAAAAAGUUUGUUUUUGACUUCAUGCGGGUCUUAAUAAUAGACAACCUCUGCCUUACCCCUGCCAGCAAGCAGACUCCACUAAUUGAUCUUUUGUUGGAGGCUUCCCCUGAAAGAUCUACAAGAACUCAGCAAAAAGAAUUUCAGACUUACAUUUUGGAUAGUGUAAUGGAUCAUUUGCUUGCAGCUGAUGUGUUAUUGGGGGAAGAUGCAUCUCUGCCUAUUACCAGUGGAGGAAGCUACCAGGUAUUGGUGAACAAUGUGUUUUAUUUCACACAACGUGUGGUGGACAAGCUUUGGCAAGGCAUGUUCAACAAAGAAUCUAAACUUCUUAUAGAUUUUAUAAUUCAACUAAUUGCACAGUCAAAGAGAAGAUCACAGGGAUUGUCAUUGGAUGCAGUUUAUCACUGCCUCAAUAGAACCAUCUUAUACCAAUUCUCACGGGCACACAAAACUGUUCCUCAGCAAGUCGCUCUCCUUGAUUCGCUCAGGGUCCUUACAGUGAACAGGAACUUGAUCCUGGGACCUGGAAACCAUGACCAAGAAUUCAUUAGCUGUCUGGCUCACUGCUUGAUUAAUCUACAUGCUGGAAGCAAUGUGGAUGGAUUUGGACUGGAAGCAGAAGCCCGCAUGACUACAUGGCACAUUAUGAUCCCCUCUGACAUUGAACCAGAUGGUGGAUACAGCCAAGAUAUUAGUGAAGGGCGUCAGCUUCUCAUAAAAGCUGUUAAUAGAGUGUGGACUGAGUUGAUACAUAGUAAGAAACAAGUCUUGGAGGAGCUUUUCAAAGUAACUCUGCCUGUGAAUGAAAGGGGUCAUGUGGACAUCGCAAUAGCAAGACCACUCAUAGAAGAAGCUGGUUUGAAAUGCUGGCAGAAUCAUUUGGCCCAUGAGAAGAAAUGUAUAAGUCGAGGAGAAGCGUUAGUGCCUACCACACAGUCCAAAUUGUCCCGUGUCAGCAGUGGCUUUGGUCUUUCCAAGUUAACAGGAUCAAGAAGGAAUCGAAAGGAAAGUGGUCUUAAUAAACACAGUCUUUCCACCCAGGAGAUUUCUCAGUGGAUGUUUACACACAUCGCUGUUGUUCGUGACUUAGUAGACACACAAUAUAAGGAAUAUCAAGAGCGUCAGCAGAAUGCCCUGAAGUACGUGACUGAGGAGUGGUGCCAGAUUGAGUGUGAGCUGUUGCGGGAGCGAGGGUUAUGGGGUCCCCCCAUUGGUUCCCAUCUAGACAAAUGGAUGUUGGAGAUGACAGAAGGACCCUGCAGAAUGAGGAAAAAAAUGGUGCGAAAUGACAUGUUUUAUAACCAUUACCCCUAUGUGCCAGAAACAGAGCAAGAGACAAAUGUGGCGUCUGAGAUUCCAAGUAAACAACCUGAGACACCCGAUGAUAUCAUUCCUCAAAAGAAACCUGCUCGAUACAGAAGAGCCAUAAGUUACGAUAGUAAAGAAUACUACAUGCGAUUAGCGUCUGGCAAUCCAGCCAUUGUCCAGGAUGCCAUAGUAGAGAGUUCAGAAGGCGAAGCCACACAGCAAGAGCCAGAGCAUGGUGAAGACACAAUUGCUAAAGUCAAAGGUCUGGUCAAGCCUCCUCUAAAACGCUCUCGGUCUGCACCUGAUGGAGGAGAUGAGGAGAACCAGGAGCAGCUACAAGACCAGAUUGCUGAGAGCAGCGCUAUAGAGGAGGAGGAGAAAACAGACAAUGCCACCUUACUGCGCCUAUUAGAGGAAGGAGAAAAGAUCCAGCAUAUGUACCGUUGUGCUCGAGUCCAGGGCCUAGACACCAGUGAGGGGCUACUUCUUUUUGGUAAAGAACACUUUUAUGUGAUUGAUGGAUUUACCAUGACUGCAACAAGGGAAAUAAGAGAUAUUGAGACCUUACCUCCAAAUAUGCAUGAACCAAUUAUCCCUAGAGGAGCCAGGCAAGGGCCCAGUCAACUCAAGAGAACAUGCAGCAUUUUUGCAUAUGAGGAUAUCAAGGAAGUGCAUAAACGGCGGUAUCUCCUGCAGCCUAUUGCAGUUGAAGUUUUUUCUGGAGAUGGACGGAAUUACCUCCUUGCUUUUCAGAAAGGAAUUCGGAACAAAGUCUACCAAAGGUUUUUGGCAGUAGUGCCAUCUCUCACUGACAGUUCAGAAUCUGUGUCUGGGCAGCGGCCGAACACUAGUGUGGAGCAGGGAUCUGGGCUGCUUAGCACUUUGGUUGGAGAAAAGUCUGUGACGCAGAGAUGGGAGAGAGGUGAAAUCAGCAACUUCCAGUAUUUGAUGCACUUGAACACUUUGGCUGGCAGAUCCUACAAUGAUCUCAUGCAGUAUCCUGUCUUUCCUUGGAUCCUCGCAGAUUACGACUCAGAGGAAGUAGAUCUUAAUAAUCCCAAGACAUUUAGAAACCUGGCUAAGCCAAUGGGAGCACAAACAGAUGAACGGUUAGCUCAGUAUAAGAAACGUUAUAAAGACUGGGAGGAUCCUAAUGGAGAAACCCCAGCAUACCACUAUGGAACCCACUAUUCAUCUGCAAUGAUCGUAGCCUCCUACCUCGUAAGGAUGGAGCCUUUCACACAGAUAUUCUUAAGGCUACAGGGUGGCCACUUUGACCUGGCUGAUCGGAUGUUUCACAGUGUUCGUGAGGCCUGGUAUUCAGCAUCAAAGCACAACAUGGCAGACGUAAAAGAACUUAUCCCAGAAUUUUUUUACUUACCAGAAUUCCUGUUCAAUUCCAACAACUUUGAUCUAGGCUGUAAACAAAAUGGCACCAAGCUUGGAGAUGUUAUCCUUCCACCCUGGGCCAAAGGGGACCCACGAGAAUUCAUUCGAGUCCACCGUGAGGCUUUGGAGUGUGAUUAUGUGAGUGCCCAUCUGCAUGAAUGGAUUGAUUUAAUCUUUGGCUACAAACAGCAGGGUCCUGCUGCAGUAGAAGCUGUAAAUGUCUUCCAUCACCUUUUUUAUGAGGGUCAAGUGGAUAUCUACAAUAUAAAUGAUCCACUGAAGGAGACAGCCACCAUCGGCUUCAUUAAUAACUUUGGUCAGAUCCCUAAACAGUUAUUUAAAAAACCUCAUCCACCAAAACGAGUGAGGAGUCGACUUAACGGAGACAGUGCAGGAAUCUCAGUCCCACCAGGAACCACAAGUGACAAGAUCUUUUUUCCAUCAUCUAGACAAUUGAGGCCUUCUCUAACACCCAUUAAAAGCCCCAGGAAUAUAGGUCUGAUUUCCAAGAUUGUCCAGGAACAGGAGGACUGUAGGGAAGCCCUGCAGAACACCUGUCAGGGUGACAUCCCACCCAGCAGAUCUUGGAGUAACCUCAAAAGCCAAGCUUUGCUUCUGAUAUCAUUUGGUCUUUAA
Sciurus carolinensis (gray squirrel) is the source of this 9837-nucleotide messenger RNA. RefSeq names its product WD repeat and FYVE domain containing 3 (gene Wdfy3). The record is from RefSeq and is a predicted model, not a curated record. The transcript is spliced from 60 exons. The coding region runs from base 577 to 9837 and encodes 3086 amino acids. Lineage: Eukaryota; Metazoa; Chordata; Mammalia; Rodentia; Sciuridae.